Messenger RNA from Cercospora beticola, 1133 nucleotides. RefSeq lists its product as uncharacterized. The record is from RefSeq and is a predicted model, not a curated record. Lineage: Eukaryota; Fungi; Ascomycota; Dothideomycetes; Mycosphaerellales; Mycosphaerellaceae.
AUGGGAGCCUUCAUCCCUUUCCUCUCUAUUUUGCUGUCCCUGCUGUCCAUUGUCCGUGCACAAUGCGGUUCAGGCACACCUAACGCCAGGGUGACAGGCUCCAGCGGCGCAUAUGUCGCUGCUAGGGGAUCGACCACUGUGUAUUCAGGAGCGGAUUAUCGUGCCGCAGUCCAGGCUGCAGUAGAUGCCAUCUCCAGCGGACAACGAGUUUCUGUCAUCGCCUCUGGCUCGAUCGGAGCCAACACCAUCACCAUCACAAGUGGAAAGACGUUUGAGGUCUGUGGAACAAUGAACGUCGCCAACAGGAGCGGGCGUGGUGCUAUCGAAGUGACAGACGCUUCUGGAGUGCAGAUACCCUACUUGACGAUGACAGGAAGUCCCUACUUCGGACUUCGAUUCUCUGGAACGUCUGGGCUGGUUCUGGGCAAGAUCACUCUAAACCUGAGCGGUGGCCUGGGUAUCAGGUUCGACCGUGAUCGAGCGGCCAACACCAAUGUCAAAAUGGACACAAUCUCCGUCACAGGCGCCGGAUCCCAUGCUGUAGAGACGUGGAACAUAGACGGCUUAACGAUCAACAGCGUGAUCGCAAAGAACGUUGGCGAAUGCGGUCUCUUGCUGCAGAACACGCGCAAUGCGAACGUUGGUCUCGUUGAUGGUAACAAUGUGGCUACUGGCACUGGAUAUGCCACACUACGAUUCGCCAACCAGAACGGACGCCGUGCUGACGGCAGCUACGGCACCAACGUCUAUAUCGACAAAGUCGUUUCACGUGGCGGUGGUAGAGGUGUCUUCUGCGUCUCCGAGUCUGGUGGUGCUCAAAUCAACAACGUUGAUCUCGCUAGCAACGGCAACAAUGCAGUCUUGAUCGAAAAUUGCUACAAUGUCAAUAUUCGCGCUGGUACGGUCAAUGGAGGCGGAGAGGUCAGGCUGGCUGCACGGACAGAGUUUGCAAACAAUCGUGAUAUCUCACUGACCUUGAAGGUGGACAACAAUUCUGUUCGCGAAUCCCCUUGCGGUGAGAACACAAACUUCAAAAUUACUGGCAACGCCCAGGUCAAUGUGUGCUGAGAGAAAUGAAGUAUACACGCAAGUCAUUGUAAGAAGCAUGCCAUAGCGAAAUUAUUCCAUAUGCC